CCACUCAGCAGUCGUUUAGAGGAACGGAGGAAGUCAGAGUCGCUCUGUUAGUCUUCUGCACUUGUUACUAUGCGCUGGUUCAGUUCGUCUUCUUACGCUUUUCCACUGUGGACUUUAAUCCUGUGCUCGGCUUUCUUAAUCGCACCUGUUCAAGGUGAGGUUCUGAUGAUUGGUUCAAAUCUUCCAAUCAUCGCCGCUCCUGGUGAUGAUGUCAUCCUGCCGUGUCACCUGGAGCCCAUGUUCGAUGUCCAGGGUCUGACGGUGGAGUGGUCCAAACCCGACCUGAAGCCCGACCCGUCGGACCGGCUGAGCCGAGUGGAGUACGUUCACCUGUACAGGGACAGGAAGGAGGUCCCCGACAUGAAGAUGGCCUCGUACUUCAGGAGGACGGAGCUGUUCAUGGACGCCAUGAAACACGGGAACAUUUCACUGAAGAUCCUGAACGUGUCGGAGGAAGACAAUGGCAGAUACAGAUGCUUUAUCCCCAAGCUGAGGAGCAGAGUGAAAGCUGCUGUUGUUGAACUUGUAGUCGAUCCAAAUGUUGCAAAAACCUCAACAAUGGCACCACUACAUCCCAGAAACUUCCAAACUCCAGAUCCUCAGGACACGACUCCAACAAAUGCAGGUCGAUCCAGGGUCCCUGUGGUCGUCAUUGUUGUCACCUUAUUAUUAGUUUUGGCUCUCGCUGGUUUUGCUGCAUAUUUCUCUCACCGCAUUUUUCAGAAACUAAAACAGAAGCAUCAAAAGGACGAUGAGAUACAAAAACAACCACUGCAAGUCUAGAAGUGUAGAUCUUCAGUCAGAUUGGGGAUUCAAACCAGCAGCCACAGGGUGACACUCGGGCCCAGCAGCACCAAGAUCAUCAUAAAGUCACUCCUACAAAAGGAUGUGAGCCUGAUUUGAAUGGAUCUAAACAGGAAAUAUUUCUUACAGAAGUCUUCAGUCAGAGUGGCUGCUGUCAGACUCUGGAGGAUCUGCUUGGAAACAUCAAGCAGUGAAACUGAUGGAUUUCCUCCUUCAAUACAAAACUGUGAAGUUCAGCCUGGAGAAGAAACACUCCUCUGCUUCACUGUCAGCGUGUUUAAUGAAUAUUUAUUUAGUCUUUACCUCACUGGUUAAGGUGCACUUAAAUCUCUCAGUGAGACCUCAAAGUGUCUCUGAUGGACAAAUUAAAAUGAAAAUGAAAACUGUUGGAAAAUCACCAGUAGACUGUGAAGUACCAGGAACAGGAUUUAUGGAGCUCACAUUAAGCACAUUAACUUUAAUGUCUCAGAGAAACUGAACUAUAAGCUGAACACUAAGUAACUGCUGCACUUUAUAAACAGAAAAGAGGCUGAUUUAUACUUUUUAAAGCUACAACUAAUUUAUUACAUUUACUGUGAAACUUCCUGCUGGUUGGGACUCGAUGCUCAGACUUUAACGUCAUAGUCCGAUUUGUGACUUUGUGCUUUCACUGCCUUUAAGUCAAAGUCAGUGUUUAUGUCACAGACAGAUGAGUGUGUGAUGAAACAAGCUUAAACUUCAACACGAGAAUAAAAACAUUUAAAUACUGACCUGAAAGAAUUUCUUGGAUUCUUUGAUUUUCAAGCCUCUUCUUGACAUUUUGUUACAAUUUGUGUGUUUUCUUGUUUUUACAACUAAUACCUCGUCCUAUUAAUUAAUUUAUGUAAGUUAUGUAUUUAUUGUUGUCAUGUGUCGUUUCCUGUUUGCAUUUGAUGAUGUUUUCAAACAUUUAAACCAAAUGAACUGUUUAAAAACUUGUUUACUGUUGUUCCAUGUUCUUGAAUAACAUCAGUAGUCUGUGAACAUGAUGACGAAAUCAAAUAAAUCAGUAACAGUUUGUCAUC
Oreochromis niloticus (Nile tilapia) is the source of this 1847-nucleotide messenger RNA. Its product is annotated as myelin-oligodendrocyte glycoprotein. Gene Ontology annotation, cellular component: external side of plasma membrane. Gene Ontology annotation, molecular function: signaling receptor binding. The record is from RefSeq and is a predicted model, not a curated record. The coding region runs from base 70 to 783 and encodes 237 amino acids. The transcript has 5 exons. Lineage: Eukaryota; Metazoa; Chordata; Actinopteri; Cichliformes; Cichlidae. Gene Ontology annotation, biological process: T cell receptor signaling pathway; regulation of cytokine production.